Molecule: messenger RNA, 2273 nt
Organism: Eutrema salsugineum
Lineage: Eukaryota; Viridiplantae; Streptophyta; Magnoliopsida; Brassicales; Brassicaceae
Product: serine/threonine-protein kinase HT1
Exons: 4
Coding region: 526-2058 (510 amino acids)
Biological process (GO): protein phosphorylation
Molecular function (GO): protein kinase activity; ATP binding
Source: RefSeq, a predicted model, not a curated record
GUUUCGUUUCCUAGAGAAAAAGUCGUGAAAAUUUUCAGAAUCGUCGUAGCUUCCAAUUUCUCCGUCGAUUUUCUCUCUGCACACAAAUCCGAUCGCCGGAUUUCUGAACUCUCACCUGAUUCCUGUUUCUCCCAGCUUCACCUUGACACCUUCCAUAGUUUUCCAUUUUCAGGCCGAGGCAUAUAGUGGGUGGUGUAAUCCAGAUUAUUUUUUGUUUCCGGCGAUUUGGGUGAUCAUGUGUUCAACUCUGUAGGCGGAGGAAUUUGGAGUUAGAUAUUUUCUUCGUAGGGAGAUUUUACUUUUGGAUUCAUAGAGUGUUCGAUUAAUGGUUGAGGAGGAUAACUUGGUGUAUCAAUGGAUUGUGAAGGAACUCUGGUUUCUGUGAAGAAGAUGAGAUUGUUGGAGAUUGCUACUCAUCUUAUUCGUCUUCACGGGUUCGCUUGAUUAUACAAUACGUGUCUAGAAAACUAAAGAGUUUUGAUUUUUUUUCCUUCUUGAUAAGUAACUUGUUUUGGGGGAUUAAACAUGGAUGGAGAAGCUACUUCUUGGAUCAGGAGGGCGAAUUAUUCUCACACUGUUUGUUAUCGUAUGAUUACGCCAAACUUAGAAUCUCUGCCUUUUACAGUAAACAAAGAGAAGACUUUUGGAUUGAAAAGGAUGCCUCUGAGCUCACCAUCGGAUCUGAAGUCACUUGUAGGAACUUCACAGGCUAAGCAGCAAGCGACAGGUUCUGAAACACAGAGAAACCCUGUCACGAACAAAAAGAGGUCUGCUUCUCCGUCUCCUCAGAUGUCUCUCUCUGAGUCUUUUAAAGAAGCAAAGUCUGAUAUCAAGAGGUUUUCUACUCCGCAUCCUAGAGGAUUGGAACCAGAGAAGGGAAUGAAGGCGAAGUUGCCUCGUAGAGAUUCCUUUGAGAAAAUAUCGUUCAAUCUACGGUCUCUAUCGCACUCGGAUCCUAUUAGGGAUCUUAGUACCCUGAAAAUUCAAGAGAAGGUGAAGAGUAAGAUUGAGACGAGGUCUUCAAAGUCUUUUGACUGUGGAGCUUCUAGAGUAAGUGCUAUGGGAGUGCUUGAAGAACACCUCAUUGAUACGUCUAAGUUGAUCUAUGGGAACCAGUUUGCGCAUGGGAUAUAUAGCCAACUUUACCAUGGAGAGUACAAAGGAGAAGCUGUUGCUCUCAAGAUUACGCAAGCACCUGUUAAUAGCGAAGACAAACUCUUGGGAGCUCGUUUGGAGAGACAGUUUACCAAGGAAGCCACUCUUUUAUCUCGACUAAGCCAUCCAAAUGUUCUCAAGUUUGUGGGAGUGAACACUGGAAACUGUAUCAUCACGGAGUAUUUACCUAAAGGGUCUUUAAGAUCAUACCUGCACAAGCUCGAGCAGAAACGCCUUCCUUUGCAACAGCUGAUUAAGUUUGGUCUAGAUAUCGCGAGAGGAAUGGAAUACAUUCACUCAAGAAAGAUUGUUCAUCGGGAUCUUAAGCCAGAAAACGUGUUGAUUGACAAAGACUUCAACUUGAAGAUUGCUGACUUUGGCAUAGCGCGAGAGGAGGAGUACUGUGAUAUAUUGGGUGCUGAGACAGGAACUUAUAGGUGGAUGGCACCUGAAGUGCUAAGAAAGAGACCACACGGACGAAAGUCCGAUGUUUAUAGUUUCGGUCUUGUUUUAUGGGAAAUGGUAGCUGGAGCGGUCCCAUAUGAGGAGAUGACUCCUGUCCAAGCUGCUUUCGCAGUCAUGCACAAGAACACUAGGCCGGUUAUACCAAACGAUUGUCCAGCGGCAAUGAGAGAGCUGAUUGAGCAAUGUUGGUCGUUGCAAACAGACAAGAGACCAGAGUUCUGGCAGAUUGUGAAAGUUUUGGAACAGUUUGACAUGUCUCUGAAGAAAAACGAAGGGAGACUCACUCUUAUGCCGAACCAGAUCUGUCCAGAGCUAAAGAAAGGUCAUAAAUACUGGAUUCAGAUAUUCGGGUCAGUCCACCACCACGUCGGCGGCGGCAGCAGCAGCAGCCACCACCCCACCGUAGGCUCAGCCUUACCUAAACCUAAAUUCGCCUGAGAGAGAGACUCUAUGAGUCUCGUUUUGUAAAUAUAAGUCAGUGGCUAUGUUUUUGUUAAUCCACUGUCUCUGUUUGCGUUUGAUUUUGUUUAGGACAACCAUUAAAGAUAGCUUCUUUUCUUGUUUGGCUUGGGUUUUUUGUGAAGCCAUCUCUUUUAUUUUUCUUGAACAGUGAGAGAUUGUUUUAUGGAUUAUCACUUUUAAUUUUGAAGCCU